Molecule: messenger RNA, 651 nt
Organism: Closterium sp. Naga37s-1
Lineage: Eukaryota; Viridiplantae; Streptophyta; Zygnematophyceae; Desmidiales; Closteriaceae
Source: the annotation of a GenBank genome assembly
AUGCCCCACGCAGCCAACUCUCUUUCUCUCAACCGCCACCUCUGCCUGCCUCACCAAUUUUCCUUUCCGCCUGCCCACCUGCCCACCUGCCCGCUGGCUCCUUGCUCGUGUGCGGUGCAGCUUCUAUUCGAUGUGCCCGAGACUCUCCCCGACGCGGUCCUGGCGAAGAUGGGCGCGCCGAGCAAGCCGCUGGACAUCCCCGAGAUCACGCCCAAGGCGCUCUUCGAGGCGGACGCCAUUAUCUUCGGCUUCCCCACGCGCUUCGGCAUGAUGUGCGCGCAGAUGAAGCAGUUCCUCGACGCCACGGGCAGCCUGUGGCGCUCGCAGGCGCUGUCGGGCAAGCCUGCGGGGUUCUUUUUCAGCACGGGCACGCAGGGCGGAGGGCAGGAGACCACUGCGCUAACGGCCAUCAGCCAGCUGGCGCACCACGGCAUGAUGUACGUGCCGGUGGGGUACACGUACCAGGGCCUCUUCAACCCCGAGGUGCACGGGGGCUCGCCCUACGGCGCCGGCACGUAUGUGGCGGACGGCAGCCGCAACCCCAGUGAGCUGGAGCUGGAAAUGGCGGCGCACCAGGGCCGGCUGACUGCCAUUGUGGGUGCUAAGCUCAAGAAGGGAUCGCUGGCUGAGGAAGCGAACGAGGGGAACUGA